Poeciliopsis prolifica (blackstripe livebearer) is the source of this 1597-nucleotide messenger RNA. RefSeq names its product sialic acid-binding Ig-like lectin 12. The transcript has 7 exons. Lineage: Eukaryota; Metazoa; Chordata; Actinopteri; Cyprinodontiformes; Poeciliidae. Bases 117 to 1562 code for a protein of 481 amino acids. The record is from RefSeq and is a predicted model, not a curated record.
AUCAAGUUCGAUUUGAAUUUUAAGCUUCUACAGAGAACGUUUUCAAUGCAUAAACCCAACCCAAAGCAGUCCACUUUCAUCGCUUUAUGAAAUUGACAAUAUGGUGAUAAAUAUGAAUGUUUUGCUUAGAGUUUCUUAAACUAGCUCACCAAAGAAAAGCAGUUGUUUUCAUCAAGUUUCCAUUCAACAAGAGGAAGGACGACAAUCUGAUGGCGGCUCUGUGUGAGAACAUGCUGACAGUCAGCAUGUUACUGAGUGUCUUCUUCGGUCCAGGUGAUUUGGCUGGUUGUCCCAAUCCAGAUCUCAUUGCCAACAUGUCUGGACAGAUCGAAGCUCUCAGUGGAUCUUGUUUGCAAAUCCCAUGCAGCUUCAGUUCAACACAUUAUACAUAUAACAACAAUGGACCCAUCAAUGGAGUUUGGUUCAGAGCUACUACAAAGUUGAAUCAGGAUCCAGAAGCUGUUAUUUUCAACAGCAGUGGGUCAGUUAACAAAUAUUCACUGAAGAUGACUGGAAACCUGAGUGAGGGAGACUGCACCACUCUGUUUCCUGAUUUAGAGACCAGUUAUACAGACACAUACUACCUACGUAUUGAGAAGGGAAUCUUUAGGGCAACAGCUGAAUGUCAUCCUCUUGAUAUAAGAGUUAAGGAUUCUCCCUGGAGUCCCAGCAUUAAUGUGACCUCUGACCUGAAGGAGCAUCAGUCGAUCACUGUAACCUGCUCAGCUUUCACUCCCUGUCCAAACUCACCUCCUGAACUCACCUGGAAUCUCCAACAAGACUCUCUCAGACACACAGAGAAAAACACAGAUGGAACCUUUACAACUAAAAUCCAGGAGAUCAUCACUCUGUCAGACACACAUGAUGGAUACAACAUCAGAUGUUCUGCCAGAUAUCCUGUGAUUGGAGGAAUCAAGACAGCAGAGACAGAAGUGACUCUCAGUGUUUCAUAUGCUCCUAAAGACACCUCAGCAUCCAUCAGUCCAUCAGGUUUGGUGUCAGCAGGUAGCUGGGUGGAGCUGAGCUGCUCCAGCAGAGCCAAACCUCCACCCACAUUCACCUGGUUCAGGAUCAGUGAACAUGGAGACAUUAAUGUGUCUGUGGGGCAGAUUUAUGGCUUCAAUGUUUCUGAGGGAGAAGAGUAUUACUGUGUGGCCACAAAUGAUCUGGGGAAUCAAACAUCAUCAAAAAUCUCUGUGAAUAUGAUCAAUGAACAGCUGGGUCCAACAGCUACAGUUCUUCGCUGGCUGCCCGUUGUGGCCGGAUGUAUUUGUUUCUUGUGUCUUGUGGCCUUUGUUGCUUGGUUGUUCAAGUUCAGACGUUCAACUCCUCAACAGACUCAGCAGAGAAAUGAGGAUCCUACGUUUCCAAUAAGAGUUGAAAAGACAGAGGAAGAACUUCAUUAUGCAGAGCUGAACUUCCUCCCAGCUUCCUGCUUCCUCCCAGCUUCCUCCGCCUCAGAUCAGGACGGAGAGCAGCAGGAGAUGGUGUACGCGGAGGUGAAAGUGUCUGCUGACAGUCCGGAGGGUCUCUAUGCUGAAGUGAACAAGAAAAGAACAUAAUUUGAUUCUGAGCUUUAUUUUUUUAUUUUUUUUAU